AUGAGUCGCGGCCGGAUCGCGCCCCGCCUGGAGCCGACGUGCUCGCCGUCCACGGGCGAGUACUAUGUCGACGCCUCGGGGGGGGGGGGGGGGGGGGGAGAUCUCCAGGUCGAUGUGUUGAACUGGACGCUAGCCAACGGCAGCCUCGCGCCCAAGUCGUGGACCGACUACCUCUACUUGUCGGUCGGCAGCACUCUCUCCAACGCCGGCGUAAGCCGGCCAGCCUUUCACCACGGACCUCAUAUCAACAAUGUCCACGAGCUCGAUAUGGUCACAGGCAAGGGCGAGCUGAUAACAUGCUCGGAAGAGCAGAACUCAGAGCUGUUCCAUGGAGUUCUCGGUGGUCUGGGACAGUUUGGGAUCAUCAUCAGAGCCCGGAUUGCACUGGAGACAGCUCCUCACGGGGUGAGAUGGAUCCGAGUACUGUACUCCGACUUCGCGGCCUUCACCAGAGACCAGGAGCUCCUCGUCUCGCUCCACAGCGCCCACCGGAGUGAAAGGUUCGACUACAUCGAAGGCUUCGUCAUCAUUGAUGAAGGCCUCAUCAACAACUGGAGGUCGUCCUUCUUCUUCCCCAAGAACCCUGUUAAGCCAAGAGGCUGCAGCCAGCACGCUGCCUUGACCCUUCGGCCCCAUGCGAGGCAGCCCGCCUCAGCUGCUCGGCCGACGGCGCUGCCUGCUGCCUCGGCCCCAUGCGCGGCCACCCCACGUCAGCUCUUCGGCUGA
Musa acuminata AAA Group (dessert banana) is the source of this 726-nucleotide messenger RNA. Its product is annotated as cytokinin dehydrogenase 5-like. NCBI's taxonomy places the organism in Eukaryota, Viridiplantae, Streptophyta, Magnoliopsida, Zingiberales, Musaceae. Bases 1 to 726 code for a protein of 241 amino acids. Gene Ontology annotation, biological process: cytokinin metabolic process. The transcript is spliced from 2 exons. The record is from RefSeq and is a predicted model, not a curated record. Gene Ontology annotation, molecular function: cytokinin dehydrogenase activity; FAD binding.